Penaeus vannamei (Pacific white shrimp) is the source of this 354-nucleotide messenger RNA. The record is from RefSeq and is a predicted model, not a curated record. NCBI's taxonomy places the organism in Eukaryota, Metazoa, Arthropoda, Malacostraca, Decapoda, Penaeidae.
AUGUGGGAGAAGCGCGAACACCCGAACCUCCACAUCGUCUUCUACGAGGACCUCAAGGCCGACGUCUUGAAGGAGCUGAAGCGGCUCAACGAGUUCCUGGGCACGGGGCUGACGGAGGCGCAGCUGGGGAACGUGCAGCGCCACACGUCCUUCGGGGAGAUGAAGGCAAGGGAGGCUACGCUGAUCGGCCAGGAUUUGUUCAACCAGGAUGUGUUCAAGAAGGAAGGAGGGUUCUUUAGGAAAGGUCAAUCCGGCGACUGGAAGGGCAAGCUGACCCCUGAACUCGAAGCCAAGGUCGACCAGUACGUCGAGCAGAAACUCGGCGACCUCAGGAUCCCCUUCAGGUUCACCUAA